This is a messenger RNA of Alternaria postmessia, 942 nucleotides long. RefSeq lists its product as uncharacterized. Gene Ontology annotation, molecular function: transmembrane transporter activity. The record is from RefSeq and is a predicted model, not a curated record. Gene Ontology annotation, biological process: transmembrane transport. The coding region runs from base 1 to 942 and encodes 313 amino acids. The transcript is spliced from 2 exons. NCBI's taxonomy places the organism in Eukaryota, Fungi, Ascomycota, Dothideomycetes, Pleosporales, Pleosporaceae.
AUGGCAGUGGUCGGAGGUCCAUGUCUGGGACCUAUCGUAUCGGCGGCCUUUGUCGCCAAUCCUUCAUUAGGCUGGCGAUGGACCGAGUACUUUACCGGAAUUCUUCAAGCAAUCAUCCUCGUCAUCGACGUUGUCUUCAUUGACGAAUGCUACCCACCAAAACUUCUCGUCUAUAAAGCGCGUCGCCUUCGCCAUGAGACAGGAAAUUGGGCGCUCCACACCAAGUUCGAAGAGUGGGAUGUUAGCAUCAAAGAGUUGUCUAAGAAGUUCCUUCUCCGACCGAUACAACUUCUCAUGACACCCAUCUGUUUUCUCGUAGCACUUUACGCCAGCUUCUGCUAUGGCAUCCUCUACAUGCAAUUAGGUGGCAUUCCGAUUAUCUUUGGGGAAAUGAGAGGCUGGCCAGCUGUAAGCGCGACACUGCCAUUCCUGGGCAUCUUAGUCGGCGCAAUAAUCGGCUGCAGCAUCAAUGCCUAUAACCAGAUUCUGUACAACAAGGUCUACCAUGCAGCUGGAAAUCGCGCAGUGCCUGAAGCACGUUUGCCGCCGAUGAUGCUUGGAUCUGUACUCUUCUCCGCUGGUCAAUUCAUCAUGGGAUGGACUGCGGAUCCACAGUAUCCUUGGAUCGCUCCUGUCAUCGGUCUCGUGUUGAUGGGAACCGGUUUCUUCACCAUCUUUCAAGCUGCUCUGAACUACUUAGUUGACACUUUUACAUUGUAUGCGGCGAGUGCAGUAGCGGCGAAUACCUUCCUUCGAAGCGCUUUUGCAGGCGCUUUUCCAUUGGUUGUCACGCCGUUAUAUCAUAACAUUGGAGUUGGUCCCGCAAGUAGCAUUACUGGUGGUUUCGCAGCACUGCUUAUCCCAGUGCCUUUUGUGUUCUACAUAUACGGGAAACGGAUCAGGCGGUCAAGCAAGUGGAGCCGUGGUAGCGUGUUCGAUUGA